GGGGUUUUGAAGAAGCGCCCACAUGACAGCGCAGCUGUCAGCAGAGGAUGUUGUCUUUGUGGCGCAAGGGCUUGUGGGUAAUGUAAGGUGCAGCACGCCGGAGAGGGUAGCUGCAGUAGUUCCAGGUCCAGUUCCAGUUCCAGUUCCAGUGAGUUGGUGCAGUGUCAGUGAGCGGAGCCGCAGAGAGAAUGUUAACGACUUGUUUCUGUGGCUUCUUGUUGGACUAACACGCACAGGGGAACCAGAACCGGCGGAGUUCGAUCGCUGUUCGCGCAGAAAUCACGCGACAUGAGUCUGAACGAGCACUCGCUGCAGGCUCUGUCCUGGAGGAAGCUCUACCUGAGCCGGGCCAAACUCAAGGCUUCCAGCCGGACAUCAGCUCUGCUCUCCGGAUUCGCUAUGGUGGCGAUGGUGGAAGUGCAGCUGGACAACAGCUAUCCGUAUCCUCCCGCUCUCCUCAUCGCCUUCAGCGCGUGCACCACCGUCCUGGUGGCCGUUCACCUGUUCGCCCUCAUGGUCAGCACCUGCAUCCUGCCCAACAUCGAGGCCGUCAGCAACGUCCACAACCUGAACUCGGUGAAGGAGUCGCCGCACGAGAGGAUGCACAGACACAUCGAGUUGGCCUGGGCCUUUUCUACAGUCAUCGGCACUCUGCUGUUCCUGGCUGAAGUGGUCCUCCUCUGCUGGGUCAAGUUUCUGCCCAUCAAGCCCAACAAGUCCAGCAACAACACGGUGUCCUCCGGCGUGGCCGCCGCCAUCACCUCCACCUCCAUUAUGGUCCCCUUCGGUCUGGUCUUCAUAGUUUUCGCCGUGCACUUCUACCGCUCCCUGGUCAGCCACAAGACGGACAGGCAGUUCCAGGAGCUGGAGGAGCUCUCCAACCUCACCCGCCUCCAGAACGAGUUGGACAACCGAGGGGAGUCUUCCAUCCUGCAGUCUCCCAGCUCACAUUUCCCGUAGACACGCACGAGGAAUUAGGAACCAGUAGCAGGAACUUGACUGAUGGAAUAUUCUGGAUGUCCGAAGCGACACUCCUGGCUUUUAGUUUGUUUUAGUUUGUUUUUUUAAACAAUGAAAGAAGUUGUAUUUCUCACUUAUUUGUGUUUGAUUUUUAAAAAAAGAAAAGAAAAAUAGUAUUUUAAAAGACGCGCUUGAUCAAAGUGUGAACCCUGACACAUGUUCGUGUCUCGAACUUGGACGACGUCUUAAAACGUAGCCGUUGCCUGAUUGAACUCGUAAAGAAACGUCCGAACAAUAACAA
Messenger RNA from Cynoglossus semilaevis (tongue sole), 1261 nucleotides. RefSeq names its product ORAI calcium release-activated calcium modulator 1b (gene orai1b). The record is from RefSeq and is a predicted model, not a curated record. The coding region runs from base 289 to 960 and encodes 223 amino acids. Gene Ontology annotation, cellular component: membrane. Lineage: Eukaryota; Metazoa; Chordata; Actinopteri; Pleuronectiformes; Cynoglossidae. The transcript has 2 exons. Gene Ontology annotation, molecular function: store-operated calcium channel activity. Gene Ontology annotation, biological process: store-operated calcium entry.